AUGAAACGAACUCGAGUGGUCAAGGAACGCACCAAGAUGGGGUGUGCGACCUGCCGCAAACGGCGGGUCAAGUGCGACGAAACUCGGCCCGUUUGCUCCAACUGCAAGCGAGGCGAGCGCCAAUGCGACUACUCGACCCGAUUCGACUUUAAGCAGACGGCACUGGCCGAAUUUGGCGAGUUCGAAAACCAGCAGAGCCAGAUAUCCAAGGGCUACAAGGUCGGGUUGCAACGAGAUGUAACGCAGAACGUGUUCAACGCCCGUCUGGUGGAGACGGAAGACACCGAAGGGACCAUGGUGCCAGGAGAACAGGUCUUCAAGGUGGUCAGCGCGGAUCACCAGCAACAACUACCACAACAGGAACAAGGUCAACGACAGGAGCUUCAAUAUGAACAGCAAGGCCAGCAACACAUACAAUCUACAUCACCACAAAUACAAAUCAAACCGGAGCCAGAGGAACAUGCAUUCAAGGUCCCUUCUUAUACGGACAAGUCGGAGCUCCGGUUUCCGCCAGCAGCUCUGGCGUCAACAGGCCAGCUCCCCAGAGACGGCUCAGCACCUAACCCGGAUUCCGCAUUGCUGCCCCCUCAGCAGCUGCCGGAGGCGCUGGAGAAGGCUGCAGCUGCCUGUGUGCCCCCACUGACGCAGUCGCAUCUCACUCUCCUGCAUCGAUUCGUGGCCCACCUCGGACAUGAAAUCCCCAUGCAUAUGCGCCUUAGCGGUGAACCCAACAGUCUGCUCGACGGAGUUACUCCCGCAUCAUACUGGACUCACGAUGUGCCCCAGAUGGCCUUCUCUCAGGGCUAUCUUAUGAGUGCCAUCUUGGCGUACUCGUCAGUGUGUCAGUUUCCAUUGUCAGAGGCUGCAAAGAGAAGCGGAAUGUUCUACUACCAGCAAGCCAUUGAAGGGCUGGCGCAGGAAAUCAAGGCUAGACCAGAUAGCAUCAAUGUAGCCGCUUGUGUGUCGUGUUGCGUGCUCCUGACAUGCUACGAAACGUACUGGGGCGAUCUAUCCAACUGGUACAAGCACAUGACGGGUUUGGGAGACUUUGCAAAGCUCAUGGGAGCCAUUCCGGGAAGCUGGCAGCAACUCGAUCUGCAAUAUACGGUGAUUCGGUUCGAGUUUUACCAGAGCAUGCUGGGAGGAGUCGAGGGCAGAUUGGGCCCUGAAUACUGGCUAGGUAUCCCGUCGAGGGAGGGUAACCCUGCACUGACAGCCGGCGACGACAUUUCGCGGUUGCUAAUGCAAAUCACGGGGUUUGUGGCUAAACAAAACGACUUGCGUUCAUCCAUGGUCAUCUUCGAGGGCGCGGAGGAGGUAUGGAAGUCCCUAAAGAGCGACUUGGAGCAUUUGGAGGUCAAAUGGGAGCAUGUUCUGCGUCCUGUGCGUCAAUCUCAGGGGAUGUUUGGUGAGUAUAUUGAACAUUCGUGUGAGGAUGCCAUGGUGGCUGCCAUCCAUAUGCUGUUAGCCAAUGUGAUCCUGAUCAGAAACCAUCCACACGUCGGCACCAACCGUCUCUUCUACUUCAAUCUCACGGCCGACAAGACAAAGGGGUACGUUACAGAGAUGCUGUAUCGACUGCCGGUUGAUAUCAAAGACUGGCUCUUCACCAACGGAGAUAGCAUCUCUCUGGACUUAACCGAUAUCACGUCUGUGGGUUCCAACAUGGCUCGGUUGCAGAAUGUGACUCGAAAGGUGAAUCGUAUGUCCUCUUCCGCCUUCGAGCGGCGUCACUCCACCGAAAUGAGUCCCUCCAGCAGCGGCUCUUCCCCCUCGUCAAUUUCGUCCCCAACAUGUUCGUCUCCCGCGUCGUCAACUGCUGGUUCUACUGGAGUGUACAAGCGUGGACGGCGUAUCAAGCUCCUGACCGUAGCUGUUGCUACCUUCUAUGCUGCUGUUCAGAUCCAGGAUGCACACACACGGGACCUGGUGACUCGAUGGUUCACAGAGGUGGCCAACGCGACCACUUGCUAUUCCAUCAUCUGGUUUAUCACAGGUUUGUCCGAGGCGUGGGAACGGACUGUAGAGACGGAGUAUCAGAAGUCGCUGGCCAACUACCUGCAGCAAAUCAAUUAUGACGGUGCAGGGAACCUGUCACGUCUGGAUGAAGUGCAUGCCAAGAUUCGGCUAGCUCAGGGCGUGUUGGGCGAUAUGGCCAGUAUUCUCAGCGAAGACCAUAAGAAACUGCUGGCCAAGAGUGAAGAUUGA
Molecule: messenger RNA, 2208 nt
Organism: Yarrowia lipolytica CLIB122
Lineage: Eukaryota; Fungi; Ascomycota; Dipodascomycetes; Dipodascales
Biological process (GO): positive regulation of transcription by RNA polymerase II
Cellular component (GO): nucleus
Molecular function (GO): transcription cis-regulatory region binding; DNA-binding transcription factor activity, RNA polymerase II-specific; zinc ion binding
Source: RefSeq, a predicted model, not a curated record